Molecule: messenger RNA, 885 nt
Organism: Phodopus roborovskii (desert hamster)
Lineage: Eukaryota; Metazoa; Chordata; Mammalia; Rodentia; Cricetidae
Product: taste receptor type 2 member 143
Exons: 1
Coding region: 1-885 (294 amino acids)
Biological process (GO): G protein-coupled receptor signaling pathway; sensory perception of taste; detection of chemical stimulus involved in sensory perception of bitter taste
Cellular component (GO): membrane
Molecular function (GO): bitter taste receptor activity; G protein-coupled receptor activity
Source: RefSeq, a predicted model, not a curated record
AUGCUCUCCACACCCACAGUGAUCUUCAUGACCGCCUUUUUCCUGGUGUCCUUGGCGUCUAUGUCGCAGAAUGGCCUCCUGAUCGUCGUGCUGGGCAGAGAGUGGAUGGGCAACCGGGCACUGUCAGCAGUGGACAUGAUUGUGGCCUCUCUUGCUUCCUCCCGGUUCUGCCUUCAUGGGAUAGCCAUCCUGACCAAUCUCUUGGCCUUCUUUGGUUUCUGUCACCAAGCAAACAUUGUUGGCAUCCUCUGGGACUUCACCAACACUUUCAUUUUGUGGCUUACGGCCUGGCUUGCCAUCUUUUACUGUGUCAAGGUCUCCUCCUUCUCCCACCCUGCACUGUUUUGGCUCAAGUGGAGGAUUUCCUGGUUAGUCCCCAGGCUGCUGCUGAGCUCUGUCAUCAUGGGUGGCCUCUCAGCCAUCGUAUCAACCACUGGGAACAUCUUUGCUAUCCGGAUGACCGUCUCCCAGGGCUCCCUUGGAAACUGUACUUUUGGUCACAUGACACUAGACUUCCUUCGGUACUAUCAUUUGUCUCAUGUCUUGCUCAUGUGGCUCAGUCCUUUCCUACUGUUCCUAGUGUCCAUUAUCUCGCUCAUGUUCUCACUAUACCGGCACAUGGGGAAGAUGAGGGGCCCCAGGCCCGGGUCUCACGAUUUCCGUAUUAAAGCUCAUGCUAUGGCUCUGAAAACCCUUGCCGCCUUCUUCAUUUUCUAUGUAUUAUUUUUCCUGUCCCUGAUAAUUUUUGCUACAAAAGGCAAAACCAUGCAAAGUCAUUGGUAUUGGGCCAGAGAAGUCAUCAUCUACACGGGCAUCUCUUUGAACUCCGUCAUCCUCGUGUUUAGCAACCCCAGGCUGAGAAAGACCUUGAAGGUGAGAUUUUAG